Molecule: messenger RNA, 1725 nt
Organism: Pyricularia pennisetigena
Lineage: Eukaryota; Fungi; Ascomycota; Sordariomycetes; Magnaporthales; Pyriculariaceae
Exons: 4
Coding region: 1-1725 (574 amino acids)
Source: RefSeq, a predicted model, not a curated record
AUGGCUACUGUUCACAGCCGCAAGUACCACGUUCGCGACCUGGCGACACGAUCCGUCACUCUGCUCCCGGCCCAGGCCCAGGUGGUUCGAGACGUCAGCGAUGUGCCUCUCAAGCUACCGUUCAAUCCGCAACCCGCUGCUAUCACCAUCGUGGGUCUGUCUCCGACCGUCGACGAAGACUCGAUCAAGGUGGAGGGCACAGGCUCAGCCCUCAUCACCGACAUCACCAUCAAGCUCCUCCCCAACCGCGACGUUUACGAAGACAUCUUUCCCGACGAGGAUGACGACUCCGACGAGGACGAUACCGAUUCAGAAUAUGAAGGACCAGCGGAAAGCGUAGAGUACAAAGACGCCGAGGCAAAGCUGCAAACCCAGCGCAAGCAACGGGAGGCCGUCCUAGCAGUUGAACGCAUCUUCCAAGACCAGCAGAAUAGUGCAGCGAUGCGACUUGAGUUCCUCAAUUCCUGGGGCAAGUCGCUUGACCGCAAGAACUGUCCCGACAUUGAUCAGGCUCUGCAGACCUACAAGCAAGAGCGGGAAAAGUUGGCAGCGGAGUCCAAGAAAGCUUCUGACGAGCGGCGAGGAUUACAAGCCGUCCUUGAGAGCCUACGUGAGGAACAGUCCCUUUUAAAUCUUGAGAAAGAAGCCGAGAGUGUGCGCCAGCGCGGGGAGCGCAUGCUGUUCUGGCCCAUAAAGUGCUACACGGUUCUUGUCACGCUGGAGGUCGUGGGCAAAACGCCAGGCUCGUCAAGACGGAGCUCCUUGGCUAGUGACACUGCAUCAGUCGCAACCGACAAGACCAGUGGCGAGUUGGGUGAUGCCAUGCUAGAGACGACCUGCAGUUUGUCCUUGUCUUACUUGACCUCAUGGGCCUUUUGGGCCCCAUCGUACGACCUGGCGUUUUCGACAGCCUCCAACUCGGGGAGGCUAUACUUUGACGCGCAGAUCACCAACCAAACGUCUGAGACGUGGGAAAACUGCAAGAUGAUGCUCUCUACCAGCCGCACCGCUUUGUGUGGUGCCGGCAGUGACGUACCCGAACUCAAGCCAUGGGACAUUCGACUUGCUCCCAGAUCCAAGAAGUGGGAUGAUGCGCUCGACAGUCAAGAAGAACGAAGGGCUCGCAUGAUUGGACACAAGCCUGCUACAAAUACAAAGUUAAAUCGCGAUGAGCUGUUUGGGGAGGAGAGAGAGACAUUUGCCUACGCAAGAGAAGAAGAAGAAGAAGAAGAGGGCUCCAAUGACCAAGAAUUUAGGCUCUUUGAUGAACCCACUGUUCGGGAUGCCGAUAUGGCGUUGAACUACCAAGAGCCCAGUCCGCUGCCAAUCUUGGAGUUUCAAGAGCCCUCAUUCGAGGAGGCCGGUCUCACGGCCACGUACGAGCUGCCCGGGCAAAAGACUCUGGCACCGGCACCUACUGCCUCCAAGUCCCGCAUUGCUACAAUCGCAUUUGCCAAUGUCGUCUUCUCCCACACGGUGGUGGCCAAGUACAAGCCGGUCAUGCUCUCGGUGCUCGACCAGGUCCCCGUCAGCCAGGACGAAAGACUGCGAGUCGACAUUGCCUUGCCUCGUGGGCUGCUCCCGGGCGGAAAGGGAGUUCCUGCCGGGGAACAAAAGGGCGAGAUCGUAUGGGAUGUGACACUCAACCCCGGGAAAGGGGUGGAGUUGUUGCUCGAAUAUGAAGUGGCUUGUCCUGCCGGCGAGCAUGUUGAGCAAAAGUUUUGA